Macroventuria anomochaeta is the source of this 4540-nucleotide messenger RNA. RefSeq lists its product as uncharacterized. The record is from RefSeq and is a predicted model, not a curated record. Bases 98 to 4156 code for a protein of 1352 amino acids. Gene Ontology annotation, molecular function: ATP binding; ATP-dependent chromatin remodeler activity. Lineage: Eukaryota; Fungi; Ascomycota; Dothideomycetes; Pleosporales; Didymellaceae. The transcript has 6 exons.
AACCAUUGUCUGGUCUUGUACUGCAACCUACCUCGACUCAGUCAUCUGACACGACGACGCCAGCUUUGAUUCAGCUUCAGGAGGCCCAUUCAGCAAGAUGAGCGACGACGUUCCCGACAACCAACUUAUGCCAAUGCAGACAGAGUCCACCGAUAUGAAUGAUUUGUUUGAGGACAACGAUAAGUUCGACUCCCAGUUCGAUAACCCGAAUGCCUUCAUGGAUCCCAUAGAGGAUCAAGUCUCUGCCGACUACGGAAUUGCUGCAGCGCGUGCGAUUCUUCCGAAUGGCGAUGCUACCUUUGCACACAAUAUCCUUGGUGUCGAGGGCUACCGUGAGAUGACUCCUGGUCACGAAGAGCAGCAUGAGAACAUCCACGAGUCUGUCGAAGACAACCUCCAGCCUGGGACACAGCCGCCCGACCAUGCCGAUGUGGUCAUGCUCGACAAACCCGAUACCAAUCUCGAGCCUCAGCAGCAGACACAGCGAACCUCCCACGAGCCGAUCAAUCAUGACGUUGCCAUGGAAGAUGUGCCAGGUGAGCUGCGUGGUACUGUACCGGCCACUGCUGCUGGAACGCAGUCCCACACAAGUGUCACCGCUGCCUCCCGCUCGGUCCAACACAAUGUUGACAUGAACGACUCCUCGUCUCUCUUUAUUCCAGAACGCGAUUCGUCAUCACAUUCUCUUCCGCCUCCACCACGACUCAAUGCUGCGCCACCUCGUCAAGCAUUCACACCUGCUCGUCAAUCCGGAGCGCCUGGUAGGCUCUCGGUAUUCGCCAAGGUCCGCAAUAUGCAGAAGUUAGCUCAGGCGCGAAAGAAUGCCUUCAACAAACACGCAGCCGCAUUCCAACUGAGUACCGAUCUCGACCCUGAAGCAUACUUAGAGGCCGUCACGUCUGGUAUCACACCGCCAGCGGGUGCUUAUCCUGUCGAGGUUGAUGAAGACGAGAUGGCCCACAGACAAGCUUUGGCCGAGUUUCAGAAGCAGAAGCGCCAUUAUGAGAAGAUCAAGGAACAGCACAACGGUCGUCUUCCUUUCCGACAAGACGUCGAGUGGAUGAGGAUCAAAGGCGCCGAAGAUGCUCGUUUGAAGAAGCGGCAACGCGAUUUGGUGACGGCUCAAGAGGGUGACGAACAAAACCUGUUCCCACAAGUACACACUCAGGCCGAUGAGCAAGAGGAGGAACCCGAUGGCGGCUUUUAUGGCGAGGGAAGGUCUCGCAAACGCCGGCGCGGUGACCAGCCUCGUAAGCAGUCCAAGCCAGUGUCAAUUCAGGACGCUGAACUUCAGGCUAUGCGUGUUGCUCUAGAAGCCAGCGAAGAUCUGCCCAAGAAGAAGAAGAAGAAGAAGAAGAAAGAAGCUGCAGGCAUUGAGGAGGCUCAGGAUCCACAACCUUCUACAAAAAGCAGGGCGUCAAAGUUUAAGGCCGCACGACCCUCCCGGAGCAGAGGAGCAGCCAAAUCGUCAACGAAAGGACCGCGCAAGACGGCCAAAAACAAACGCGAGCUUGAGCGCGCUACCAAGCAAGCUACCUCACUCUUCAACGCCAACGUCUUCGAGCAGCAGGCCGGUAUUGGCGCCGCAGAUCAGCCAACUUUCAGAACAAGGAACAAAGCAGAAGCUCUCAAGGAGCUCAUUGCCAGUGUUCCGAUUCAAGACAAGAAACAGGCAAGGAACGAUAUGAACAUUCUGUUGCAAGCCUCGAAGGACUUUGACGGAGUUGGAUCCUGCAAGAUUGCACCUGGCGGUAACUGGAUGGUUCGUGGCAUGAAGACAUCUCUCAAAGGCUAUCAGGUACUGGGAAGUGCCUUCAUGCGCCGUCGCGAGAACGAUGCACAAGAGCCCAAGGGAGGACUGAUGGCAGAUCAAAUGGGACUUGGUAAGACGCUGAUGAUGCUCGCAAACAUUGUGAACUCCCGCGACGCAAUGAUUAGAAACAGAGACCACACUGCUAAGACGACGCUUCUGGUCGCUAGCCCGGCUCUACUGAACCAGUGGGCAGCCGAAAUUGAGCAGCACACCAACUGCGAUAUGAAGGUCAUGCGUUACGGCGCCGGCAACCGUCUCGACUCAACUCACGCCAUCCCAAUCCUUGGUACUCACGACAUUAUCCUCACUACAUACAGCGAGGUCAUGAAGUCUUACCCGAAGAAUGAGCCCCCAAUCGAGUGUCAAACUGCUGAGCAGAAGAUCGCUUGGUGGAAAGAGACGUACGAUAAACACCGUGGAGUUCUACACCAGAUGUACUUCAAGCGUGUUGUUCUCGAUGAAGCUCAAGCGAUCAAGAACCACCAAGGUCGAACCUCCAUCGCCUGCCGCGCCCUCAUGGCCUCCCACAAGUGGGCUCUGAGUGGUACACCCAUCUUGAACGGUCUGGACGAACUUUACCCCUACUUUAAAUUCCUGAACGUCCCGCACACUGGCAGCUUCAAAAUCUUCAAGCACAACUACUGCAGCAGUAGUAACGGAGAGAACGCCGAACGCCUCCUCGUCCGCCUUUCGCAGUUUAUGAUCCGACGCACCCACGCCGACAGGAUGUUCAACGCACCCAUCUUGAAGCUUCCGCAGGCAAACCAGAGCACAUACUGGUGCGACUUCAACUCCGUCGAGCGCAGCAUCUACAUCAUCGUCCAUCAGCGCUUCGCCAAGAACAUCAACAUGUGGUCUAAGAAGGGCACGCUGUCGAGGUCAUACAGCAACGUACUAGUCAUGCUGCUCCGUCUUCGACAGCUCACUGCCCAUGUUCUCAUGCUGCAGUUCGUCAUGAGAGACCUGCUGGAGCGCGAAGACAUUGAGCGCAUCAAAGAGGUCGUUAAGGAGCAAGCCGCCCACAGUCACAUUCACCAAGGCCGCACUAUUCUCGCCAUCCGAAAGCAGCUGGAAGCUCAUGAGUUGAGAGAAAAGAGGAAGGCAGUUGCUAAAGCCGCCCGCAAGCUUGCUGCCGAAGAAGCUGCCAGAGAAGCUGCCAAGACGGCGAAGACUGAGUAUGUCGAGCCCGAGGAUGGUGGAGACGAGGACGACGAGGACGACGAGGACGGUGAUGCUCCUGUCGAAGUUCCACUUGACGGUGAACUGAAUGAGGAAGAGACGGGCACUCGCUGCGGCGCAGAACGCAACAAAUCGGGCAAGGGCUUUGGUAAGAGCUACGACUUCAAGCCGUUUGUGAACAGCCUCACUGUCGGUGAAUUCUGGGAGAAGAAGAAAGAGAAGGCGCAGUGUGGAGAGUGCGGCAGACGUCCCUUGAAGCCUUGGAUGACAGCCUGUGGACACCUGAUAUGCGACCCUUGCUACGAGGAUGUUAUGAACGCUGCAGCCGAAGAAGGGAAGACCAACGGAACCUGCAAAGCCUGUGGGUCGACCUUUGGCGCCUGCGCUCCUUGUGAGGAAGAGCCGGAUGAUCUCCCAGGUCCUAGCCGUGGAACUCGGGGCAAGACUGCACAGAAGAAGAAGAAAGAGAAGGAGCGUUUCGAUCGUGAAGAUAUUGCGGAUGACUGGCUGAGCUUGGGUGGUGACGACGUUCUGCCAUCCGCCAAGACCAUUGCGAUCAAAGCCCAGAUCCUCAACUGGACCAGAGAGAACCCGAGUGUCAAAAUCAUCAUCUACACGCAGUUCCUCGCGAUGAUUCGUAUUCUGGCAAAGAUCUGCCAACAGGAAGGCUGGGGGACAGAGCAGUACCACGGCAAGCUGAGCCUGGGAGCUCGCGACAAGGCCAUCAAGGACUUCGCCACCAACCCGCGAUCGAACAUCUUGCUGGCGUCCCUUCGGUGCGGCGGCCUUGGUCUGAACCUGACCAUGGCCUCGAAGGUCAUCAUCAUCGACCCAUGGUGGAACCAGGCUUCGGAGCAGCAGGCGUUCUGUCGAGUGUUCCGCAUCGGUCAGCAGGACGAGACGUGCAUGAGCAGAAUGUGCGUCAAGAACACAGUCGACGAGCGUUUGAUCGAGAUGCAGAGGGAGAAGCAGAAAGAGAUCGACGAGGUGAUGGAGGAUCGGGGCAAGAAGACGAAGAACUUGGACAUUGCCGACCUCAUGCGCCUCUUCGGCAACAUUGAAGAGACCGAUGACGGCAGACCUUUCAUCGUGGUCGACAACCCUACUGCUGCUGGCGGCUUCUACGCUGACCGCGACCACGAGGGUUACGCUGACGAGUUCUGAGGUGUGGAUGGAUCUGGGGACGGUGUGAUUUACCAGGCCUUGGAUCGCCAGAUUAGGGAUUCUGAUGGGGAUGGUCUAUGAUUCUGGCUGAGUUUGACGGUAGCCUGGAGGCAUUCGAUGAUUUCGAUUCGAGGUCCUGAUUACUAUCGAGGAUAUCAUUGGACGUUUCAGAUUGCUUGCUUUUCCCACGACUAGCGCUGCGGACCUCCAGGGUGCUUUAUCUUACUUAUCUAUGCUCGGAAUUCGAUUUGGGAGCCUUUCAGCACGUUCGUUAGGAGAAUUCUACUGUGAUGAUGUUUGGUGGUGGAGCGAUGGCACGAUGUAGAGACGGGCCGAUCAAUGGCAGGCCCACCGUUGACGUCUCCGCAAUGCGGACCAUCGGUU